Molecule: messenger RNA, 657 nt
Organism: Corapipo altera (White-ruffed manakin)
Lineage: Eukaryota; Metazoa; Chordata; Aves; Passeriformes; Pipridae
Product: regulator of G-protein signaling 13-like
Source: RefSeq, a predicted model, not a curated record
AUGAGUCCAAAUAUCUGUUGGUUUUGCAAGAUAUUCAGAGCAGAAGAAAAUGAGGUCAGUUCUAAUGUGUCUUUGGAGGAAGUGCUACAGUGAUCCCAGUCUUUUGAAAAGCUGGUAACAAGGAAAUAUGGGCCUCUGAUCUGCAAGACCUACUUCAAGACAGAACAUAGCAAUGAAAAUUUAGAAUUCUGGCUUGCUUCUGAAGCUUAUAAGAACAUGUUAGAGGAAAAGGAUCCAUGUGCCAGGAAGCUUUUUACGAGUUAUAUUCAACCCCAGGCUCCCAAGGAGAUUAACAUUGACAGUCCUGCAAGGAACAGGAUCAUAAGGAAUAUCCAAGAGCCAACACAAUCCCGCCUUGAUGAAGUACAGAGAAUAGCUAACAUGCACAUGGAAAGAGAUUCUUAUCCAUGAUUUCUUGAAUCAUCCUACCAAAAACUCAAACGCGGUCUUCAAACUAAUGGCAACAAUUCAAUACCUGGACUACAGGAGAAGAGCACUUGCUACCCGGUGAGAUGUAACAGGCUUGCCCAUACAGAAAACCUGUUAUCAGGGAAAGGAGCCAGAAGGUUCCAAAAAGAAAGACUGGAAAAACAUAUUUUGGAAGAUAUAUUAGCAAAGGAAGAUUUGUUUGAAAAGAUACUGUCUCCUGCAACAUAG